AUGUCCGGCCUUUUGGCUCUUUCUCAAGCUGCUCCAGCUCCUGGAGCCCACCAUGGCAAGAAGCCCCCUAACAACCUUGAGCGCGACCUUGCUACCGCUCGCGCCUUCGCAAAGACCGUAACUGGCCCCCCGGAAGUUCUCGCCAACUGGACUGCAAGCUCCCAUGUGUGUGAAAUGGCUGGUUUCUAUUGUGAGACAAACCCUGACAAUGUCUUCGCCCUCGCCAGCAUCGGUUUCCAAGGAUUCCACUUGACUGGCAACAUCAGGCUCGAUGGCUUGAUGAACAAAAUGCCUGACCUUGCUGUUUUCCGCGCCAACAGCAACGGCUUCAGCGGCAGCGUGCCCUCCAUCAAUAAUGAGAAGUACCUUGACGAGGUCGACCUCAGCAACAACCAGUGCCUGUGCAGUUUCUCUUGGUGGGAAUUGUCUACGAGUUCUCAGGAAGGAUAG
Exserohilum turcica Et28A is the source of this 450-nucleotide messenger RNA. RefSeq lists its product as uncharacterized. The record is from RefSeq and is a predicted model, not a curated record. The transcript has 2 exons. The coding region runs from base 1 to 450 and encodes 149 amino acids. Lineage: Eukaryota; Fungi; Ascomycota; Dothideomycetes; Pleosporales; Pleosporaceae.